Molecule: messenger RNA, 1741 nt
Organism: Chlamydomonas reinhardtii
Lineage: Eukaryota; Viridiplantae; Chlorophyta; Chlorophyceae; Chlamydomonadales; Chlamydomonadaceae
Exons: 7
Coding region: 47-1129 (360 amino acids)
Biological process (GO): tricarboxylic acid cycle; malate metabolic process; oxaloacetate metabolic process
Molecular function (GO): L-malate dehydrogenase (NAD+) activity
Source: RefSeq, a predicted model, not a curated record
UUAAAUUCUUACUAGCUCUUUUGCAGUGUAUGCAACAUUGAACAAAAUGACCAAGCCAAACGUUGUUCCGCUCGCGGUCGCUGCGGCCUUUGGUGCUGGCCUGGCCAUUUGCUCCAAGUAUGUCCUGAAACUGCACAAGAAGAAGGCUCUGCGCGUUCUCAUCACGGGCGCGGCUGGUCAAAUUGGCUAUGCUCUGGCGCCCCAGGUGGCUGUCGGCUCCAUGCUGGGGGCUGACCAGCCCAUCAUCCUGCACCUGCUGGAUGUGGAGCCCGCGAAGAACGCGCUCGAGGGCUUGCGCAUGGAGCUAGUGGAUGGCGCUUACCCCCUGCUGGAGGGCGUGCUGACAUUCACGGACGUGGCCGCGGCGUGCAAGGACGUGGACGUGGCGGUGAUGGUGGGCGGCUACCCGCGCAAGGCGGGCGAGGAGCGCAAGGACGUCAUGGCCAAGAACGUGUCCAUCUACCAGCAGCAGGCCAGCGCGCUGGAGGCAAACGCCAGCAAGGACGUCAAGGUGGUGGUGGUGGCCAACCCCGCCAACACCAACGCGCUCAUCCUGGCGGAGAACGCGCCGUCCAUCCCGCGUGAGAACAUCACCUGCCUCACACGCCUGGACCACAACCGCGCGCUGGGCCAGGUGGCUGAGCGCACCGGCAGCCACGUGGGCAUUGUGAAGAACGUUAUCAUCUGGGGCAACCACAGCUCCACGCAGUACCCCGACGUCAACCACGGCACAGUGGGCGGCAAGCCCAUCCGCUCCGCAGUUAACGACGACACCUGGCUCAACGGCGACUUCAUCACCACCGUGCAGCAGCGCGGCGCGGCGAUCAUCAAGGCUCGCGGCCUGUCGUCGGCGCUGUCCGCCGCCAACGCCGUGUGCAACCACGUGCGCGACUGGGUCCGCGGCACGCCCGGCGGCAGCUGGACGUCCAUGGGCGUGGUUAGUGACGGCUCCUACGGCGUGCAGCGCGGCCUGGUGUACUCCUACCCCGUCACCUGCGCGGGCGGCAAGUGGAAGGUGGUUCAGGGUCUACCCAUCGACGGCCCCUCGCGCGAGCGCCUGCGUGUGACCGAGGCGGAGCUGGUGGAGGAGCGCGACCUGGCGCUGCAGUGUCUGGCGGAGAAGAAGUAGAGGGCUGAGUAGGAGUCAGAGGAGGGCAGCGAGGGCAAGGCGGGGAAGGCGUCAGAAGGCAUGGGGCCACAGCGCAUGGUGAAGCGCUGAGCAGCCGGGCGCUCCCUGGUGCCGCGAGAGAGCCAGCUUUGGCCGCUGGGGAAGUGACCGGGUGUUAGGAUGAGCUAGCAUUGACACCGACAGAACGCGGGUGAUGAGCGCGCUGGAGUUGCAAGGUUGAGUCGUGGACGUUAAUAGUCUAAUGGACGAUUGAUGCCUGGGGUCGGGUGUGCCGGGUUGGACAGGCGGGCUCGCGUGGAUGCGGAUAGGUAGCACGGAGUAGAGACAUUGCUGUGCCGGGGCAGGGCCGGGGCUACAAGAGUUGAUUGUCGUUAGACACGGUCAUGGCGACAGGUGACUCCGCAGCUACUGCCGAUUUCUUAGCAUAAUGCAUACAACGCGCAGAAAGGGCUCGUAUGCAACACUUGAAAGAUUUAUCAUCGUUUGCGGCCCAUGGUUACGGCUUGGGUUACGGCCCCGUGGUUGGCCAUCCGAGGCUUUCGCCGAUGCCGCCUUCCAUGCGCAGGUCCAACCUCCGACGGGAGACCAUUUAGAACCAAACCUGUUACUGUG